Molecule: messenger RNA, 1185 nt
Organism: Phragmites australis (common reed)
Lineage: Eukaryota; Viridiplantae; Streptophyta; Magnoliopsida; Poales; Poaceae
Exons: 3
Coding region: 250-933 (227 amino acids)
Source: RefSeq, a predicted model, not a curated record
CCAUCCAGCGCGAACCAACCAACCUGACCAAACCGCCGCACACGAGCGGACCGAGCGGAAGCGCGAAAUCCUUCCCAGACAUCCCUUCGGCGGCGCGCGAAGCGAAAUCCCCACAGGCCGCGCCCGCCCUUCCGACCAGCGACGGUGCAGCCGCCGCCGCCCUCGGGAGCUCUACCUGCCCUCGAUUCGAGCGAGGCUCGGGUGGAAUCUCGCCGGAUUCGAGGCGGGAUUAACCAGGAUUCGCGGACGAUGGUGGGGUUCGUGGGGAAGAGGAAGGAACUGGAGCAGGUCGUCGACGGCCUCUCCGACUUCUCUCUCUCCGGCCCCGCCGCCAAGAGCCGCAGAUUGGACCGUGGACUCCCACCUAUUAUGGAAGAAGAACCACCAGCCCCUUCCAUGGCAUUUCGACGUGAGAUGCUGGGAGAGGAAAUCAAUAGUGAUGUUAUCAUGCCUAGUGUGGAAGACUUGAUGGAAGGUGCAAUGGCACCUCAUGUGUCUUGCGAGGACAUGUCACUCGUUUUAUACAAACCAGUAGAUAACCUUGUACCCUUUGGUCCUGGUAUCUCAAGCUCUUCAUUCAUAGUCAGUUCAGACUUGAUACGUGGUCUAAAGAAUCAUGCUUUCAAUCAAGGGAACUAUCAUGAGCUGGAGGACAAAUCUCCUGAGCGGUGCAACAGCUUGGCUUUAGUUCCUUGGGCACCACUACAGAUCGCUAUAAGAUCUGAUUGGGUUGCCUCUGAGCUAGAAACCACACAAAAUUUUGAAGUGCCAAUGGAGGCUGAUGAGACUGAAGCAACUUCAAUGGAUGUCGAGGAUGCGCCUGAAGCAACUGCUGUGGGAUUUGACGGUGAGAACCUUCACCAGUGGCAACAACAUUGUAUGACCCCACCGUCAUUACCAAACCCAUCAACCCAUGUUAUGUGGUCUAGGUAACAACCGGAGGCAUAGUAUGUGACACCAAGGUUGAAGAAAUCCUCUAAUUGGCCUCCACGAGUUGUGUAGUAGUGGAUGGGUGCUUUAGAUCAAUUGAAAGUGAGAACAUAUAGUUGCUAUGCGCAGAGCAUGUUACCAUCCUAGCGUAGUGCUAAUGUUCCCAGUAGUGUCAGUAUCAGCAGACUAUCAUGCUACAAGAGAGCCCUAUCAGGUCGGCAUCCAAUUAAUUGAAGUGACGUUGGAUUUUAUAAC